AUGAGUAAAAACCUCAUUAGUGGCGUGACGUGCUGCGGGCUACUGUUACUUGCCCACUGCUUUCUGGCGGUAAACGCGGAUUUUUCCUACGAUGACCCGGACCGCUGGGCGGAAACGGAUCCCGAAUGUGCCGGCUCACGCCAGAGUCCGAUCGACAUCGUGCGGGCGGCGACGGUCGCGGCUCCCGAGCAGGACUACCCGUUGAAGCUGCAAGGAUUCUUUCGCCAGCCCGUCACGAUCACGGUGGAGAACAACGGUCACACGGCCCAGUACACGUUCGGGUGGAGCAAGGAUAGUAACCGGCCAACGAUUCGGGGUGGGCCGCUGGGCAGCUCGAUCUACGCGUUCGAGCAGCUCCACUUCCACUGGGGUGCCGAGGACGAUCGCGGCUCGGAGCACACGUUCGACGGGCAGGCUCUGCCGCUGGAGGGACACUUUGUGUUCUUCAACCGCGAGUACGGCACGUUCGAGAAGGCCGUCGAGCAACCGGAUGGUCUGGCGGUGAUGGGUGUGCUGUUCGAGCUGCGCGCAAACCGGGCCGACGCCAAGUGGGCACGGCCGCUCGGCAAGAUACGGCAGGCCGGAUCCAGCGCCACGCUCACCGGUAAGGAUGUGUUCAGCCUGAACGAUGUGGCCGGCACCGACUGGGACCGGUACUACUCGUACCCGGGCAGCCUAACGACGCCUCCGUGUGCCGAGAGUGUGACCUGGAUCGUGCGCAACGAACCGUUCCCGGUGGCCCCGAAGGAUCUGCGGGCUUUGCGGAACUUGCUCGACUCGAACGGUGAGCCGCUGGUUGACAACUUUCGACCGGUGCAACCGCUCAACGACCGUACGGUCACGCGCUACGGGUUCUAAGCAUACGCGCCCUCCGGCCCAGCCUCUUCCAUGCUGGCCCGAUGCUGGGCACUACCACCCCCAACACACUGCACACCAAACCUUUUGCACACCCUCGAGCAUAGAGCAUUGUCGCCGUGGACGCUGGAAUUCCGGGCCUAGUGGGCUUGCGGAUAUAUUACACUUACGCGACGGUGCUCGACCUAUCGCCUAGAACGCGCGGAACGACCGGAAAACUGGUUAUGGGCCGGGGUAAGCUUUCGUUUCACGGUCAACCAUUAAUCAGCCAGCCAGGGCGCUCAGAGUUUGGGAUAAGGUCUGGUGGGAGCGGCCGCCACAGACGUGACCGGAGAGUGAUAGCAUUUCUAUCGGCAAACGUGAACGGUCCGUGGCUGCUGCAUGGUUCGGCACGGAGCGAACUGUAAU
Messenger RNA from Anopheles cruzii, 1263 nucleotides. RefSeq names its product carbonic anhydrase-like. The transcript has 2 exons. Gene Ontology annotation, molecular function: carbonate dehydratase activity; zinc ion binding. NCBI's taxonomy places the organism in Eukaryota, Metazoa, Arthropoda, Insecta, Diptera, Culicidae. The record is from RefSeq and is a predicted model, not a curated record. The coding region runs from base 1 to 858 and encodes 285 amino acids.